GUUUGUUGCUAUUGACAAUAAUGAUACAUUGGGAAAUUUAUUCUAUGAUGUAACCAUUAAACUUGUUGAAAAGGAGCCCAUAGUGAGUUUGGGGAUGGCUCAGUGAUAGGUCCCUGUAUAGAUCACAGCACAAAAUAAGCAAGUGGGGACAGUGGUAAUCUUCUUAAUAACUCUAUUUUAUGUGUCCUGGAAGGUGGCUAGGGAGGCACAUACUGUGGCCACUUAAAGAAUCUUAGAUAUGAGGCCUUAAUUUUGCAUGUGUCUUACUAAUGUCACAAAGACAGAAUGUAAGCCAGGUGUCCAUAGGCACCUAAACUAUAGUUUAGAUAGAAGAAAGCAAGCCUGUGAGAUAAUAUAUAAACUUGUUUAUGUUCUCCCUGAAAUAAAUGAGCAUGCACUGAGUACUAAUUCACACAUAAAAUUAUGCCAUAUGUGUAUUAUCCAACAUUCAAACCUAACAGGAAGAAAUGUUUUGUUCUCAGUGCUUAGUCUAUUGUGAACUUGAAACUUCCUAUUUUAUUCCAUUGCUUAAACUUCCUGAUAUGGAAACAUGCUGCUGACCACUUUACUUUGGAUGUAUGAAAGUGUCAUAUAUGUGUAGCACUGAGAAGUUUGAUGAGAUCAUCAUUUAGAUUCUAGUUUAAAAAUUAAAUUCAACUUCCACAAAGGGGAGUUUAUCUUGUGUUGAGAAGGACCAGCUUACAAUAGUUAUUGCCCUUAGUGGUCUGACACCACUACAGGGAAAAAUAAAAUGUGGGAGAGAUGAAGUUCCUGUGAGUUUCCUAAAAAAUCUAAAGUCUGUAUUAUAGAAGGAGGAAAAUGUCAAUUAUGAUAAUAUUGUAACUAUAUUUUAAAGGACAUUGGUAAGUAGAAAUAAUGAGUAUUUAGAGAUAAACAGUCUAUGUGAAAAUUGCUUUUGAAUAUUCUAGAUAGAUGUAUUUACAAAUUGUUUAAAGAGAAUAAAUAUUAAAUGAAAGAAUUCACAAAGACACAUGGUGGCGCUAUAGGAUAAGAUGAGACAGUACUUAACGAGCUCUGAGGGCUCAGCCAUCCAGAGGAUGAGAGAAUAGCCAAUCCAUUGAGAAGGGAGGUAUUACAGGAGCUUCACUGACAGAGCUGCCAAGGGAUUUUCAACAGAAAAAUCGGACCUUCGUCUCUCAAAAUUGGGACCAAAUUUAAUUCUGCAACAAAGGAGGUUGACUGCAGGCACUAUGGGAACUAGAAGGACACUCACUCUGUGGAAAAGGCAAGUCUUGGUUUUCUUUGUUUUUCUGGGAUUGUCUCGGGUGAGUACUGGAUCUUUGCACUAUUCUGUAGAGGAGGAAACAGAAAUUGGCUCUUUUGUGGCUAACCUGGCAAGGGAUCUGGGCCUGGGGGUUGUGGAGCUGUCUUCUAGGGAGGCAAGAGUAGUGUCCGAUGAUAAUAAAAAGCAUUUACACCUUAAUUUGAUGACCGGAGAUAUGCUCCUGAGUGAGAGACUGGACCGGGAGGAGCUGUGUGACUCCAUCCAGCCCUGUGUGCUGCCUUUUCAGGUGGUGCUGGAAAAUCCUCUACAGUUUUACCAAGCUGAGCUGCAUGUCACAGAUAUAAAUGAUCAUUCCCCUACAUUCCUGGACAAGGAAAUAUCUAUUAAAAUACCAGAAAGUGCGACUAUCGGAUCCACAUUCCUAAUUGAGAACGCGCAAGAUCUGGACAUAGGAAGCAACAGUCUCCACAAGUACAGCAUUAGCCCCAAUUCUCAUUUCUACAUUAAAAUUAAUGACAGUGGCAAUGGAAAAAUAUAUCCCGAGCUGGUUCUAGACAGAGCUUUAGAUCAUGAGGAGGAAAGUGAGCUUCGGUUGACACUUACAGCACUGGAUGGUGGGUCUCCACCCAGGUCUGGGACAAUAUCCAUUUUCAUAAAGGUCUUGGACAUCAAUGAUAAUGCUCCUGAGUUUGCCCAGAGUUUCUAUGAGGUGCAGGUCCCAGAGGACAUGCCCAUUGGUUCCAGUAUUAUUGCUAUCUCUGCUAAAGAUUUAGAUUUAGGAAAUUAUGGCAUAAUAUCAUAUUCAUUUUUGCAUGCACCAGAAAGCAUUAGAAAAACCUUCAACAUCAACCCAACUUCUGGGGAAGUCAACUUGAGAUCACUACUAGAUUUUGAAGUAAUACAGUCCUAUUCUGUAAAUAUCCAAGCAACAGAUGGUGGAGGUCUUUCAGCAAAAUGCACUCUUUCAGUCAAAGUAUUGGAUAUAAAUGACAAUGCUCCAGAAGUGACUAUAUCAUCAAUUGCAAAGACAAUUCCAGAGAAUGCUUCGGAGACCCUGGUUGCUCUUUUCAGUGUCCGAGAUCAAGACUCUGGGGACAACGGAAGGAUUCUUUGCUCUGUUCAAGACGAUCUUCCAUUUAUCCUGAAGCCCACCUUCAAGAACUUUUUCACUCUACUUUCUGAAAAGGCACUGGACAGAGAGAGCAGAGCUGAGUACAACAUCACCAUCACAGCCACCGACCUGGGCACACCCAGGCUCACAACCCAGCACACCAUAACAGUGCAGGUGUCUGACGUCAACGACAACGCCCCCGCCUUCACACAAACCUUCUACACCCUGUUUGUCCAGGAAAACAACAGCCCCGCCCUGCACAUAGGCACCAUCAGCGCCACAGACUCAGACUCAGGCUCCAAUGCCCGCAUCAUCUACUCGCUGCUGCCUGCCCACGACCCGCAGCUGGCCCUGGACUCGCUCAUCUCCAUCAAUGCGGACAACGGGCAGCUGUUCGCGCUCAGGGCUCUGGACUAUGAGGCUCUGCAGACUUUCGAGUUCCGCGUGGGCGCCACAGACCAAGGCUCGCCUGCGCUCAGCAGCCAGGCGCUGGUGCGUGUGCUUGUGCUGGACGCCAACGACAAUGCGCCCUUCGUGCUCUACCCGCUGCAGAAUGCAUCUGCGCCCUGCACAGAGCUACUGCCCAGGGCGGCGGAGCCAGGAUACCUGGUCUCCAAGGUGGUGGCAGUGGACAGCGACUCUGGCCAGAACUCCUGGCUGUCAUUCCAGCUGCUCAAGGCCACAGAGCCAGGGCUGUUCAGCGUGUGGGCUCACAAUGGCGAGGUGCGCACCUCCAGGCUGCUGAGUGAGCGCGAUGCUCCCAAGCACAGGCUGCUGCUGCUGGUCAAGGACAAUGGCGACCCUCCCAGGUCUGCCAGUGUCACUCUUCAUGUGCUGCUGGUGGAUGGCUUCUCUCAGCCCUACCUACCUCUGCCCGAGGUGGUGCGCGACUCUGUCCCCGAUGAGGAUGCACUCACGCUGUACCUUGUCAUUGCCUUGGUGUCUGUGUCUUUGCUCUUCCUCAUGUCUCUGCUGCUGUUCGUGGGGGUGAGGCUGUGCAGGAGGGCCAGGGCGGCCUCUCUGGGUGGCUGCUCUGUGCCUGAGGGACACUUUCCUGGUCACCUGGUGGAUGUCAGUGGUGCGGAGACCCUGUCCCAGAACUACCAAUAUGAGGUGUGUCUGAUGGGAGGUACAGGGACAAACGAGUUCAAAUUUCUGAAGCCGGUCAUCCCCAGUCUUCAACUCCACGAAGCCAGUUCUAACAUGCAGGAAAAUGAAAACUUUAGGAAUAGUCUUGGAUUUAAUUUUCAGUAAAAAUCUCCUUUAUGCUAUUAAUAUUUUCCUUUUAUUAAUCGAUUGCAGAUUCUCUUUUUUCUUAGUCUUUAAUGGAUUUCAGAUUUUAUUGACGUUGCAUGCGUUUUUAUUUCACAUGUUUUCCUCACAGUUGUUUUUAAAACUUUAUGAGGCUGGAGUGAUGUAAAGAAACAUUCUGCAGCCUUUGCUUAUUCUUGUUGUAGUUGUAUGUUAACGGUUCUGCUGUUUGUUACACAAGACCCAGAGAUGGAAACGCUGACCUAAGCACUGAGAGUAAAUGUGUUGAGCUGCUGGUUACUGCCCCUGUGGAAUCCACAUGCAGGCAGCUCUGGGUGAAUCUACAACAGGAGGAAGGGGGUAGGGGACUAAAAAGGAGCAAGUAUACGAGAGUUAUUUGAAUAUACUAUUAAAUCCCAGCAAGCAGAAUUUUUAAAUAUUGCUGCACCUGGGUAGAAAUUAUAGUGUGUCAUUUGUACUAUUUUCCCUUCAAUUUUUUUCAUCGUAAAAGAUUUAAAAUGCCACCCCUCCAUAUACAGUCGUAGAGGCCUUUGUGUCCUAGUGUUUCAUAACCUGUAAUUUUUCCUUAUCUAUUUUCUAAUAAUGCUUUCUAAUUCUCAAAAUAUUAUAGGUCUUGAUACUGCUGUUUUCUUGUUUUUAAAUACACCAUUUCGUUGGCUCGGUUAAAAUUAGUGGUAUUCUAUACCAUUUAUUGCUAAAGCAGAUAAUAAGGUCAUAAUCUUGUUCUAAGUAAAAUAGUCUUUUGCCAUAAAAGAGCAGUAUAAAAACUCCCUAGGAAUUAAAAUAAAGACUUUUAAGCGAUUUAUUUUCUAUUUUAUGUGCACUGAUACUUUGCCUGCAUGCAUGUCUCUGUGAGGAUGUUGAAUCCCCUGCACCUGUAAUUACAGAGAGUUGUGAGUUAUCAUGUUGUUCCUGGGAAUUGAAUUUGGGGCCUCUGGAAAAGCUGCCAAUGCUCUUAUUUACUGAGCUAUCUCUCUAGCCACUGAAAUAAAAUUUUAAAAUGCUAAAAAGA
This is a messenger RNA of Mesocricetus auratus (golden hamster), 4641 nucleotides long. RefSeq names its product protocadherin beta-14-like. Gene Ontology annotation, molecular function: calcium ion binding. The record is from RefSeq and is a predicted model, not a curated record. Lineage: Eukaryota; Metazoa; Chordata; Mammalia; Rodentia; Cricetidae. The transcript has a single exon. Gene Ontology annotation, biological process: homophilic cell-cell adhesion. Gene Ontology annotation, cellular component: plasma membrane. The coding region runs from base 1212 to 3611 and encodes 799 amino acids.